GUUGCCAAAAUGUCGAUUUUCCAAGGUUCUGAAACAUCCCAGCCUCACAUUGCUCUCUUUCCAAGUGCUGGAAUGGGUCACCUGACCCCUUUUCUCCGUCUUGCUUCCGUGCUAUUGUCACACAAUUGUAUGGUAACUCUGAUCACUACUAAAUCUACUGUAUCAGUAGCCGAGUCCACAUAUAUUUCUUUCUUUCUUUCAACACAUCCAGAAAUCAAACAUAUUGAAUUCCAAGUUCCUCCUAUGCAACCUUCCAAUACCACUACAGAUGAUCCUUUCUUCAUCCAAUUCAAAGCUACUAGCCGUUCUGCCCAUCUUAUACAUCCUUUAAUAUCUUCUUUAUCGCCACCUCUCUCUGCCAUCUUUUCUGACUUAGUAGUAGCCUCUGGUGUCAGCAAAGUUGCUAUUGAUCUUGGUAUUCCUAAUUACACUGUAUCCACCACUUCUGUCAAGUUUCUUUCUCUUAUGGCUUAUCUUCCAAUCCUGACAUCUGAUGCUGCUAGACUGAGCGACAGAUCUACUGAAAUUGAGAUACCAGGCCUAGCCCCACUGCCUAUAUCAAGCAUUCCACCUCCAUUCUUUAACCCUGAUCAUCUUUUUACAGCAACCCUUGUAUCAAAUGCCAUAGCUCUCCCGGAUUGCAAAGGAAUUCUAAUGAAUACAUUUGACUGCUUUGAGCCUGAAACUCUUUCAGCAAUCAACAAUAAGAGAGCUUUAAGAAAUCUCCCUCCAAUUCUCCCCAUAGGGCCAUUGGAAACUUAUGAGCUCAAGAAGGACCAGGGUCAGUAUCUACCAUGGCUAAAGAACCAACCAGCAGAAUCUGUUGUGUUUCUAAGCUUCGGAAGCAGAACAGCCAUGUCAAAGGAUCAAAUAAAGGAAUUAAGAGAUGGACUAGAAAAAAGUGAGUAUCGAUUCCUUUGGAUACUGAAGAUGAAAACAGUUGACAAGGAUGACAGUGAAGAUUUGGAAGACUUGUUAAGCUCUUCAUUUCUAGAAAGAACAAAGAACAAGGGUAUGGUAUUAAAGGAGUGGGUGAACCAGCAAGAUAUUCUAGCACAUCCUGCGGUUGGAGGCUUUGUAAAUCAUUGUGGGUGGAACUCAGUGAUGGAAGCAGCUCAGAGAGGGAUUCCAAUGCUGGCAUGGCCUCAACAUGGGGACCAAAGAGCGAACGCAGAGGUUUUGGAGAAGGCAGGGCUUGGAAUAUGGGAUAGGACAUGGGGCUGGUGUGGUCAGAGGUUGGUUAAAACAGAUGAGAUUCAGAAAAGGAUCAGUGAGCUGAUGACAGAUGCGAAGCUGAAGAGUAGAGCCAAGAAGGUAGGAGAAGAAGCUAGGAAAGCCACUGGAAAUGGUGGGAGUUCCAUAAAGACAAUCAUGGAAGUCAUUGAAUCGUUAAAGCAAAACAACAGGAGCUGAGGUUUCCCCUUUUUGGUCAAUUUCUUAUUAAUUUCCUUAUUGUUUUAGGUUCUCUUAAAAGAAAAACCAAAACUAGAAUGGGAUAUUGUUGAAGCAGGAAUUUUCUUGACUUCAGCCAAUGUUCUUAGUUUAAUUGGCAUUAGUGGAACAGUGUGAUCCAAGUCAAUGUAUGAGCAAAUUUUAGUUAACUUUUUUAAUUGAACUUUUCUUAACGUGUAAGCUAUGUGAAAGAUGCUGCACUAAACAUGUUGUUUAACUUUUUAUCCUCUUUUGGCUGCUUAUAUGCU
Theobroma umbraticum is the source of this 1700-nucleotide messenger RNA. NCBI's taxonomy places the organism in Eukaryota, Viridiplantae, Streptophyta, Magnoliopsida, Malvales, Malvaceae. The record is from RefSeq and is a predicted model, not a curated record.